AUGGCAGCCACCACUGCUGAACUUCAGAUCAGUUUCAGCAGUGAAGAUUACCUGGGCUACUAUAAUGAGAGUUAUGACUAUAAUUACAGUAAUUGUUGCUCAGCCCCGCCAUGCGAUUUCUAUCCUCACCAGGAGUUUUCUGGGAGUUUUCUGCCUCCGUUCUAUGCCCUGAUUUUCCUUCUGGGUCUAGGAGGCAACAUGAUGGUGAUUGCUGUCUUGCUCCUCGACAGAGUCUCCCUGGCUGGGACCGACAUCUUCAUCUUCAACCUGGCCAUUGCAGACAUUCUUCUGGUGGUGACACUUCCCUUCUGGGCUGCCCAGUCAGUGCUAGGCUGGGUCUUUAAGGACUUCCUGUGCAAGGUCAUUGGCAGCAUCCUCAAGAUCAACUUCUAUGCCAGUAUCAUCUUCCUGAUUUGCAUCAGCCUUGAACGGUACCUCUCCAUUGUUUAUGUCAUACGCAUGUACAACAGGAACAAGCGGUCCCUGAUCAUCAAUACCACCUUGGUGGUUUGGCUCAUUUGUUUCCUCCUUACGGUACCAGAUUUCGUGUAUUUAAGGGCUGAGUUUGAUUCUCGUCUAAAUACUACUUCAUGUUCUCUCAUUUUCCCCCCUAAUACAACCAUGAUUUGGAAAAUCAGCCUAAUCAUCAUCAAUCAAGUCAUAGCUUUCUUGCUUCCUUUGAUGGCUAUGGUCUACUGCUACUUCCACAUCAUCCUCACCCUCCUGCACUCCAAAGGUUUCCAGAAACACAAGGCCCUCAAGGUGAUCUUGGCAGUGGUGGUAGCCUUCUUUCUCUCCUGGUCACCCUACCAUUUGGUGCAGUUCAUCAGAACCUUGCUCCAGCUGGAAGUUCUUGAGAAGGACUGCCAGUGGGAUGAGAAACUGGACAUAGCUGAGACAAUCACCACGAGUUUAGGCUUCUUUCACUGUUGCCUCAACCCACUGCUCUAUGCCUUCAUUGGGGUCAAGUUUCGGAACAAGCUCUUCAUGGUGCUGGGGAGACUUGGCUGCGUCAGUCAGAACUUCCUGAGGAGGCAUUGCAGGUCGUUGAAUCACCAGAGAGAUUCGACUUGGUCUGAAAGCACAGAGGGCUCGUAUGCAGGAUUCUAGGAGGCCUGUGGCCAUGAAGAUACCACUGCUGUCCCAUAAUUCUCCUCCUGCUCCUUUUCAAGCAGAGUCGAAACUGGCACUCCAUUGGUAUAUCUAGCAUCAAAAUCUAGCACUGAGAUUCCUCUGGGGAUCAGGCUUCAGUAGAAUACAGGCUAAGUACUUUCACGGUUCUGAAAAAAAUGUUCUUCAGAUGGGUCGAUAUUGGCAGUCCUUAUGGCUUUGAAUAUCAACACUUCCACGCCCUAGUGAUGAAACUGGUUGCUUAGGGACUUCUGGGGAAGAAAUGGCAAACUGAAGACAACCGCGGCAGAAUGAAGAGGCGGUGAAUGGACUGACUCUUUGUAAUUCCUCUCCAGAUAAGGAAAGGAUUGGGAUUGCCAACAAAUGGUCCAGAUAGUUGCUUCUCACAAGGAGACUGCAAAACAGUGGUCUCCUGUGGGUUUAGAGCUCUGGAAGAUGAGGGGACGCCAUCAUAGCCAAAGCCACAUUUCAGCACCUUCAAAUGGACACUGGGUCCGCAUACUUCCUUUCUUAAUCACUUUUGGAAAUUGCUUGUUAAC
Molecule: messenger RNA, 1670 nt
Organism: Python bivittatus (Burmese python)
Lineage: Eukaryota; Metazoa; Chordata; Lepidosauria; Squamata; Pythonidae
Source: RefSeq, a predicted model, not a curated record